CUAUUUCUUUGCUUUAUAUCGGCGCUGAUACUAAACAGGUUCUGGACGGAAGUAUUUAAUAAUGUUGCGUUUAUUAGCAUUGUUGGCUUUGGCCACGUUUGUCUACUGUGACUUUGAUCAGAAAUUACACAAUAAGUACUUGUCGAUGGGUGAGGAUGAGUUUGUGGAAUAUUUCAACAGUCGUGACUACUCCUAUACCAUCAAGAAUUACGACUUUCGACCAGCAGUCAGCAUGGUGAACUACUCCAUCCCAGAAAGUGUCCCCGUGAUCAGUUACAAUGACAGUUUACUUGCUGACUUGCCUGACAACUUUGACUCCAGAAAGAAGUGGCCACACUGUGUUACCAUCGGAGAAAUUUACAACCAGGGCAACUGUGGUUCUUGUUGGGCAUUCGGCACCGCCAACACUGCUUCAGAUCGCAUUUGUACUCAAAACAACAGAACUGUUCGCCUUUCUGUACAGGAUUUUAACUGCUUCGACGAUUAUGUUUGUGGCGGAAACGAGCCCUUUCAAGCAUUCCAAUAUUAUCUCAAUCCAGGUCUCGUCACUCAAGAGUGCAAACCGUACGACGUUGAAUAUCUCAAAAAAUUCAAAUGUGAUAAGAAAUGUGUCAAUGGUGAUGUGUAUGAUAUAGACAAACGUCGUGGUGAUUUGUAUUGGCGAGUAGACAGUCAAGAGGAGUCUAUUAAAACUGAAUUAUUUAAUAACGGACCAAUAGAAGUAAGUUUUAGGGUAUAUGAAGACUUUAUGAAAUAUAGUGGUGGGAUUUAUGAGCAUAAAUAUGGGCAUGCAGCGGGCGGACAUAGUGUUAGAAUGAUAGGAUAUGGCGUGGAGAACGGGGUUCCAUAUUGGUUAGUAGCAAAUAGCUGGGGUACAAAUUGGGGCGAGCAAGGUUUUUUUAGGGUAAAACGGUACGACAAAGACCUUCAAUUUGAACUACAAUUAUUAACCGUACUCUAAACUAAACCUUAUUCAUCAUCAACAUUCCCUAGCAUUAUCCCGUUUUUCACAAGGUCCGCUUAACUGACCUGAAGAUUUGACAGGUUUAGUUUUUAACAAAAGCCACUGUCUGUCUGACCUUCCAACCCGCAAAGGAAAAACCAGCCCAAUACAGGUUAGGUCACAUACCUCUGAAAAUGUAUUUCUCGGAAAUGUGGGUUUCCUCACGAUGUUUUUCUUCACCGCUGAGCACGUGAUAAUCAAUUCAACAAUCAUUGGUUUAGGCCAUUCUCCAUUCUUGUCAAGCAAAGGCCAAUUCUUUGUAUAAAACACGACGUUCAAUUGUUCUUUUUUGUCUACCCCUCUCUUUCUCUCUAUUUUAUUUAAACUUUAUAAUAGUCUUUUAAAUUCUUACUAGCCUUAUCUGUCCUACUGCUAGCACAAUGACACUCUGUCGUCUUUCUACUCUCCAUGAUUUUCAACGAAUUGCCGAAUUAAAAUAAUACAAUGUUCAUUAACAAAAUAAAAUAAUAUAAUAUGUUUUAUGCAUUUGUUGCUUUGAAUUUGUCAUUAAAAUUUCAUAACUAAAUAAACUAUGCUGUACAGGAACUA
This is a messenger RNA of Pectinophora gossypiella (pink bollworm), 1552 nucleotides long. RefSeq lists its product as uncharacterized. Gene Ontology annotation, cellular component: lysosome. Lineage: Eukaryota; Metazoa; Arthropoda; Insecta; Lepidoptera; Gelechiidae. The transcript has 2 exons. The record is from RefSeq and is a predicted model, not a curated record. Bases 62 to 961 code for a protein of 299 amino acids. Gene Ontology annotation, molecular function: cysteine-type endopeptidase activity.